CACACGCCCACACACACAAAUACUGUGAGAACGUGAGUGACGGCGGGGACCAGAAGAAGACAGAGAAGAACUACACUUCUAUUAAAUUACGACAUUAAACGACAGUUCGUGAAUUUAACGCAGCAAACAUGUCUAAGACACCAGCAGUGGGCAUUGACCUGGGCACCACCUACUCCUGUGUGGGAGUGUUUCAGCACGGCAAAGUGGAAAUCAUCGCCAACGACCAGGGGAACAGGACCACGCCCAGUUAUGUGGCCUUCACUGACACUGAGAGGCUGAUCGGUGAUGCAGCCAAGAACCAGGUGGCUCUGAACCCCAACAACACAGUGUUUGAUGCCAAGCGUCUUAUUGGGCGUCGGUUUGAUGACGCUGUUGUCCAGGCAGACAUGAAACACUGGCCUUUCACUGUCAUCAAUGAUGCUUCACGCCCCAAAGUCAAAGUGGAAUACAAGGGUGAGACAAAGACCUUCUACCCAGAGGAAAUCUCCUCCAUGGUGCUGCUCAAAAUGAAGGAGAUUGCAGAGGCUUAUCUGGGCAAGACUGUAACAAGUGCUGUGGUGACCGUUCCCGCCUACUUCAAUGACUCUCAGCGUCAGGCGACCAAAGAUGCCGGAACCAUCUCUGGACUCAACGUGCUCCGUAUCAUCAACGAGCCGACCGCCGCUGCCAUCGCUUAUGGUCUAGACAAAAAGGUUGGCUCUGAGAGACACGUCCUCAUCUUUGACCUGGGCGGUGGCACAUUCGACGUGUCCAUCCUGACCAUCGAGGACGGCAUCUUCGAGGUGAAGUCCACAGCGGGUGACACCCACUUGGGAGGCGAAGAUUUUGACAACCGCAUGGUCAACCACUUCAUCUCCGAGUUCAAACGCAAGUACAAGAAGGACAUCAGCGACAACAAGAGGGCGGUGCGGCGUCUUCGCACGGCCUGCGAGCGAGCCAAGCGCACGCUGUCCUCCAGCACACAGGCCAGCAUCGAAAUCGACUCGCUCUACGAAGGCGUGGACUUCUACACGUCCAUCACCAGAGCGCGCUUUGAGGAGCUGAACGCAGACCUGUUCAGAGGAACGCUGGAGCCUGUGGAGAAAGCUCUGCGCGACGCCAAGAUGGACAAAGGUCAGGUCAACGAAAUCGUACUGGUGGGAGGGUCCACUCGUAUUCCCAAGAUCCAAAAGCUUCUGCAAGACUUCUUCAACGGGAAAGAACUGAAUAAGAGCAUCAAUCCUGAUGAAGCAGUGGCUUAUGGAGCAGCCGUGCAGGCGGCCAUCCUCUGUGGAGACAAAUCUGAGAACGUGCAGGACCUGCUGCUGCUCGACGUCGCCCCCUUGUCUCUGGGCAUUGAAACUGCAGGAGGAGUCAUGACGGCUCUGAUCAAGAGGAACACGACCAUCCCCACCAAACAGACGCAGACCUUCACCACCUACUCAGACAACCAGCCUGGAGUCCUCAUCCAGGUGUACGAGGGUGAGAGAGCCAUGACCAAAGACAACAACCUCCUGGGGAAGUUUGAGCUGACUGGAAUCCCUCCUGCUCCCAGAGGAGUUCCUCAGAUCGAGGUGACCUUUGACAUCGACGCCAACGGCAUUAUGAACGUGUCUGCGGUGGAUAAGAGCACGGGGAAGGAGAACAAGAUCACCAUCACCAAUGACAAAGGUCGUCUGAGUAAAGAAGACAUCGAGCGAAUGGUUGACGAAGCGGAGAAGUACAAAGCCGAAGAUGAGGUCCAGAGAGAGAAGGUGGCUGCCAAGAACGCUCUGGAGGCCUACGCCUUCAACAUGAAGUCCACGGUGGACGACGACAAGCUGAAGGGAAAGAUCAGCGACGAGGACAAGAAGAUGAUUCUGGACAAGUGCACCGAGGUCAUCAGCUGGCUGGACAGAAACCAGUCUGCAGAGAAAGACGAGUUUGAGCAUCAGCAGAAGGAGCUGGAGAAGCUGUGCAAUCCCAUCAUGACCAAACUGUACCAGAGCUCUGGAGGAGCAGCAGGAGGAAUGCCAGGAGGUUUCCCUGGAUCAGCCAGUGAAGGAGGAGCAGGCUCUGGUCCCACCAUCGAGGAGGUCGACUAAACCAGGCUUUAAACCAGAGUUAAAAAUCCUGAUUUUGAAAAAGUGCCAGAAACCAGAGUUAAAAAUCAUAAGUUUUAAUAGUGUUUAAACCCAGAGUUAAGAACCAGUUUUAAAAUCUGAGUUUAAUUCAGAGUUAAAAUUCCUGAUUUUCGAAAAGUCUUUGAAACCAGAGUUAAAACCAGAGUUUAAUCUAGAGUUUAAUCCAGUCUUGCUAUAGCUUGUUGUGUUCAGUGUAAACAUGAUGAUGAUGAGGUUAAUCUUCAGUUAUUUUUUUAGUUGCUUUGCUCAGACACUUUAGCUCCGCCUCCUCUGACACACACCUGUGUUGAUGGUCACAUGACCACAGAGUGGUGAGUGCCUUUGUUUCAUUUACUUUCACUAAUGUUAUUUUAUAAACUCAGACUCAAUAAAAACACUUUUGCACUUC
Messenger RNA from Solea senegalensis (Senegalese sole), 2490 nucleotides. Its product is annotated as heat shock cognate 71 kDa protein-like. Gene Ontology annotation, molecular function: heat shock protein binding; ATP-dependent protein folding chaperone; ATP binding. Lineage: Eukaryota; Metazoa; Chordata; Actinopteri; Pleuronectiformes; Soleidae. The transcript is spliced from 9 exons. Gene Ontology annotation, cellular component: cytosol; nucleus; plasma membrane. The record is from RefSeq and is a predicted model, not a curated record. The coding region runs from base 129 to 2063 and encodes 644 amino acids. Gene Ontology annotation, biological process: protein refolding; vesicle-mediated transport; cellular response to unfolded protein.